Phragmites australis (common reed) is the source of this 1017-nucleotide messenger RNA. RefSeq names its product protein DMP6-like. The coding region runs from base 87 to 713 and encodes 208 amino acids. Gene Ontology annotation, biological process: endomembrane system organization. The transcript has a single exon. The record is from RefSeq and is a predicted model, not a curated record. NCBI's taxonomy places the organism in Eukaryota, Viridiplantae, Streptophyta, Magnoliopsida, Poales, Poaceae.
UAAAAACGACGUGCAUCGCAUGCCUUCAGCUGCCGCAUCAAAGCAAGUAAUCCCGGCCGGGCUAACUCACUCGACAGGCAGGAACAAUGGCAUCCCAGCCAACCGGCGACGCCGAGUCCCAGGCGCAAGCGCCUCUGCUCACGGCCAACGGCGGGGCCUCUGCUGCGGCACCGACGACGACCGUGCUCGGCAAGGCGCUGAGCAGCACGGCGGACCUCGCCAAGCACCUCCCCACGGGCGCCGUGCUGGCCUUCGAGGUGCUCUCGCCGUCCUUCACGGCCGGCGGCAGCUGCACCGCCGCCAACCGCGCGCUCACGGCCUGCCUCAUCGGCGCCUGCGCGCUCUGCUGCUUCCUGCUCUGCCUCACCGACAGCUACCGCGACGCCGCGACGGGCGCGGUGCGGUACGGCUUCGUCACUCCCAGCGGCCGCCUGCUCCCCAUCGAAGGGGCAACCUCGCCGCCGCCGCGGGACGAGAGGUACCGGCUGACCGCGCGCGACUUGAUGCACGGGCUGCUGUCGUUCGUGGUGUUCCUGGCCGUAGCCAUGGUGGACCGCAACGUGGUGGCGUGCUUCUACCCCGUUGAGUCCGCGUCCAUGAGGCAGCUGCUGGCGGCCGUGCCCAUGGCGGCCGGCGCCGCCGGGAGCUUCCUCUUCGCCAUGUUCCCGUCGACGAGGCAAGGGAUCGGAUUCCCCCUGGGGUCUUCUUUGUGAAUCGUCUCAGUGCAUUAGGCGUGGAGCACGCACGGAAUGGAUCAAGUUGCCAGCCCCAAGGGAUUGCUUGUUUGUGUGUUGCUGCCAUUUUCUUUGGUAUUGUCUGGCGGCUAAUAUUGUACAAUAAUAUUGGUAAUGAUCGUUAGAGCUGGCCCUUACGUUUUAUGCUUCAUUUACAAAUAUAGUAUUCAAAUUGUGCACAAUCUCUAGAAGAUGGUAUUCCAAAAUGUAAACCACUUAGGGCAAACCUAUGGUCUCUACUCUCUUGAAGAUCAAUCCGAAAUGUAAGUUCGACAUGGGGACU